Molecule: messenger RNA, 7925 nt
Organism: Dermochelys coriacea (leatherback sea turtle)
Lineage: Eukaryota; Metazoa; Chordata; Testudines; Dermochelyidae
Gene: MFAP3L
Product: microfibril associated protein 3 like
Exons: 3
Coding region: 261-1415 (384 amino acids)
Source: RefSeq, a predicted model, not a curated record
CCGGAGGCGCGGCACUGAAGUAGGAGAGCAUCGUGGGGAGCAGAGAUCUCCGGCCCGGGCCGUCGCACUGAAAGGCUAAGUGGCGACGAGGAGGGUUGGCUCACCUGAGAGACAGGCACCGGGGCUGGAGGAUUUUUUUCUUAAAUGUAAAUCUUCAUGGAUCAAGGUAAAACUUUCCUGUGAUUUGCUGAGCUUAGAAGGCUGCAUUCAACAGACAAUUCCCUAUCCCAGCUAUCUUCUGAGCAGCCUACUGAAGAAAGAUGAACAUGCUGAAUAAUCACUACUUUUUGAACUUCUUGCCUACCACACUUUUUGCCUACCUUUUCAUCUUGUUAGCAGCUUUGACAGCUGCUGAGGAUGUGACUAGUAGCAUUUUAAAUCACACUGACAUGAACUUGGGAUCUGUACCUGUGAUUAUCUCCAUAAUUGAUCAUAUUACAGUCAAGGAAGGGAAGAGUGCCCUGAUUGACUGCAAUGUCCAAGGAAAUCCUGCUCCACGUUACAAAUGGUACAAUUCCAAUGGUUGUUUGCUGAAGGAAGAAGAUAACAGUGGAAAAUGGUGGUUUCUUGACAAUGGGCUACUGAACAUUACCAGCGUGUCUUUUGACGACAGAGGUAAAUACACAUGUGUUGCUUCUAACAUCUAUGGCACUGUGAAUAAUACUGUGACUCUGAGGGUCGUCUUUACCUCCGGAGAUAUGGGGAUCUAUUACAUGAUUGUCUGCCUCGUAGCUUUUACCAUUGUUAUGAUCUUGAACAUUACCAGGCUGUGUAUGAUGAGCAGCCAUCUGAAGAAAACUGAGAAAGCAAUCAAUGAGUUUUUCAGAACAGAAGGAGCAGAGAAACUACAAAAAGCCUUUGAGAUUGCUAAGCGUAUCCCAAUCAUCACCUCAGCCAAAACUCUUGAGCUUGCCAAAGUAACCCAGUUCAAGACCAUGGAAUUUGCUCGCUACAUUGAGGAACUUGCCCGAAGUGUUCCUCUGCCACCUCUCAUCAUGAACUGCAGGACUAUAAUGGAAGAAAUCAUGGAGGUGGUUGGCUUGGAAGAACAGGGACAGAACUUUGUACAGCAAGCAGCAGAAGGCCAGGAGCCUACUGAUGGAGAGGAUAUGUUUAUGAUCCCUAAUGCACUAAAGCGCAGCGACUCUCUCACAGCUGACUCAGAAGCAUCAUCACUGCAUGAACAACCACAGCAGAUUGCGAUAAAAGUGUCAGUUCAUCAGCUGUCAAAAAAGGACUGUAUAGAUGACCAGUCACAAGACUGUGUGCAGUUAGAAAUUAAGGAAGAAGAGAUUCCUCAAACACCAGCAUGUCCUACUGACCCAAUUCCUGAGCCUUCUACUGAACUAAACUCCAAUGAUAUAGCAUUGGCAACUGACAAAAAUACAUGUUUUAUUUAUGAAAGCCAUGUAUGAUAAUUAUUCUGUUAAUCUAUGCAUAGCAAGAAAAAUCAGGUGGAGCUCCUUUAAAAAUAGAUAUUGUACUUGCCGCUAAGCCUUACCUGGAGACUAUCAUAGAAAAAGCAUGCAUGUGGAUUAUUUGAUAUUUUCUUCUGAGUGAGUUAAUUUUACUAUGAUGUAUGACAGAGUAAUUACUAUUAUAUUAAUACUAAUUGCUCUUUUUGGUUUAGGAUUUUUUUUCAGAAACAUUUACCUCAGCAAUUUCUAGGUUGUCAUCAUCUUCAGUGACCUCCUGGAAGUCAUUUGUAGUGCUAAAGACACUUAGACUUACUAAACAUAAAGCUGUUCUUCAUUUUUCUCCUUCUGUUUCCUCCCUUCCAUCUGCUGCAUUUUUGUGAAACUGUUCCCAAGAAUUUGAAACAUUGCCCAGGAGGCAGGAUUUCAGUAGCCAAAUAAAAUCCUAGUUAGAUCCCAUUUACCAAGCAUCUUUGCCAAGCUGCAUUGUGAAUUAAAGAAGGUUAAAUGUGUCUUUCAUUUGAGACCAUUUUAUUUAUGUUUAGACAGUGAGGAAAUAGGUUUCCCUACCCCUUAGACUGAAGAAGCCAAUAAGCGUUCAUUCACACAGAUGAUAUACAGUGUAUUUGUUUCUACAGAAGAUAAAGCACUUUAUUUCUGCCAGAAGGCUAUACUACAAAUACUGAGUUUUUUUCAUAUAUUUAAACAUCUGUUGAUUUUACCAGAAGUUUAUAUUGAGAAGGACUGUGGGUGUCCGAAAUGUAUUGUCUUGUUUUUCUUAUAUGGUAGAAGUAAAUGGAACUAGGUGAUUUUAUAUAACCUGUCAGGAGUAUAGAUUCAGUAAAAGUAUUGUACACUCCAGUAUUUUUUUUGGAGGUGAGGCUAAAGUAGUAAAAGAUCCUUGUUUAUCAGGAUUUCCUUUUUAGCAAUGUAGUUUCCUGAUGAACACACACAAGUGCAUCCAUAAUCAUAAUCUUUUUAAUCUGGCUAUGAGUCAAAAAAUUAGUCGAAUACUUGCUAUUAGGUCAUAAUGGUUGCCUCAGUGCAUAAAAAUGGACAGUGAUCACAAAUUAUAUUACGAUAGUACAGUUGAUUUCCUAUUUUAAAAAUCCUCAUCAAAUUGAGAUCUCCUGGAGCCAGGGGGUUAACUGAUGUAAGCAAAUAUGACUCCAUCUUUAUAUAGCUUUCAUAAUCAUGGCAAGUGGGGCAUAUGUCUGUCAUUGGAGAUUUUUAGAGCAGGUUAGCCCAACACCUGUCCAGGAUGGUCUAGAUAAGACUUAGUCCUUCCUUAGUGCGGAGGACUGGACUAGUAGACCUCUUGAAGUCUCUUCCAGUCCUACGAUUCUAUAAUAUUAGGAUCAUGGAGUUAUGAUAGGAUAUUAAUGAACUGCAGGGGUGGGGGAGGGAAGGGGGUAGUAUCUAUUUCAGAAGUACUGUAAUAUUAUGCACUACUGGAUGAGCAUGGAAAGAGAUCACUUACAAGAGGGAGUUUGUGCAUGAUGAACCGUAGGUUAUUUAAUCAUCUGAUACACAUUUCACUUGGAACUGCUGAGCAGACUGUGGUCUUUAAACUUUGGAGAAGGGCUCCAUGCAUUAGAUCAAGAGUGUCUUAAUCCAGAGUGUUGUGGAGAGAGAAUUCAUUUAGACUGCUGAGAAACUGGUGAGCACAAGCCACCCAGACAUUUCUCAACAGCUAGUACAACUUUGAGCAGUGCUGAUGUUUGGCUUGGAGAAAAUCAGAUAUGUUCAUUGCAUAAAUAGUUGGGGGCAAACAAGGUCACUGAAACUGCAGCCAUCAGAAAUGGCUAACAAUGGUGGUGGUGGCCCUGAAUGGAGUGUGGAGUCUCCUCAGGACCCAGUUCAGUUACAAAAUCGACUGAGAUACACUGAGCUAGCUAAGAUGUGCACCCUCCCCCAUCUGUAAAAUAUGGAAAAUGUCCCUUUCAUUUCUACGGCCAAUGAGUAUGAAGCAAAAAAAAGAGGCCCAAUUGCACUAAUUUUUUUUUAGGGUGCAAUCAACAGUAUGUGCAAGUUAUAGCCAUUUAGAUGCCUAGCUACUUGAUUGCACCCAGUAGUCAGGAAAUUUGACAUCUAAAUGUGCACUUUCACAAACAGAAAUAUGCCGGGGCAAGGCCUCUUUAAAAUUUGGCCCCAAAUGUAUAAUUAGUUGCAGUUACGUGAAACAAAUCUAGACCACACUGUGCAGAAGAGGAGACAGGAGCGUGUUAGAAAGAUGUUUAUUGUGACCUGUGAGAGUGAAAGUGCUCACCAACUGAAACACACUGUAAGCUGUUCAGUCUGAAGUACAUUUUUGUUUUAUGUUCUUAUCCCUUUUGCUUUAAAUCACUUAUUUGCUCUUGGUUAACAAAAAGGAUAUUUUACAUAAAGCAAGGCUGGAAGUGUGCACUGAGUUCUUUUAAUUUGUCUUAAUUAUUUAUACUAAAGAGACAUAUUGAUAUUCCUAAUUGUUUAAUGUUUAGAAAAAUUGGUUUCAUACUAUAAAGUGACUUACCUGUUGCUCAGUGAAAGUAAUUUUCUCAUGAAGAGCCACACUGUUCUUCAAAGCAGAAUGCUAUACAUUUAGGAAGAGAUUACUCCUCGAGUUUGUGAGCAACUCUGGACUGCGAGUAUGUCAUCUCUUGAGUUCUUUCGGGCCCCAAAAAGCGGCUUAGGUUCUUAAGCCCCCAGUUUUAAGCACCACUGCCAUCUACAAAAUCCCCUCUCAGCUGCCACCGAACCCUGGAGGCAAAGAGAUUAAAAAAAAAUCAAUAUUUUGAAACCAAAAAAAUCAAACUUAUUUAAAUUAGAUAUUUUUUAUUUAAAUUAAAUUCAGAUUUAUUUUUUUAAACUAAACCUAUUUAAAAAUAAAUUUGAAAGUGACAACCUAUGUUGAGGGCUAAAAUUAUUAUAAGCUAUUAAAACCAUUUAAAUAUAAAAAUAUUAAGUAUUACAUGUUUGCUGCCAAAUUUUCAAGAAAAGCAUAGCCAGUAACUUCCACCAGUUCGUGGGUAAGCCCCUGAAACCAGAGUUUGUUAAAAUACUAAACCAGCUUCUGACAGCAGUAGCCUCUUCUGCAGUUGCAGAGAGAAUAUUUUCCUCAUUUCAGUUUAUUCAGCUAGUUAAAUUCAAUGACUAGUUCAUUCAAAGUUAAGAAACCAAUUGGGAGUUGAAAAAGCUGGAACGCUUGUUUACCCUCUCCUACUCGAAGAAUAAAAAUUAGGUGUGAGAGAAUGAGAUCUACUAGUUCUAAAAUUUCAAAGGCCAUGGUGACUAGAAACAAUCAGUUCAGUUCAUUAACUAUAAGAUAGUAGUUAAAGAUAUCCUUUCUUUAAUAAAUCAGUUUUAAAUGCAAAACAUGUUUUGAUAAAAAAAAUUUCUUGUGUAUUCAGCAAUCAUAAGGUAGUUUUAUUUAAUAAAAAAGUUAAAAUGCUGUUUUAGUUCAAAUUUAAUUAAAAAUGCAUUUCCAUCCAAAGAAAGCUUAAUACACAUCACAAGUUGAAAAAAAAAAAUCUGGUAAAUAAGAGAUGAAUCUUUCACCAUUUUCUAACAUGAUAAAAUAUUUAAAAAUUAAGAAUCUGAAUAUAUGUAAACUAAACUAUAUACUUGUUUAAAUAAAUAUGUAUAGCUAUAUACAUCCUACUGAUUAGUAAAAAGAAGCACAAAAGAUUAUAUUUAAUUACAAAUAACGUAUUUUAAUAGUACUAAAUAAUGAGAAUCACCCUUUCUUUAGGAAAAUAAUUAAAAAGUACAAAUGCAAAACACGAUUUACAUUAAUUAUUUAAAUCAAGGUUUUCUGCUUGGUGAUUUAAACCAUGAUUAAAAUUGGCGAUAUAAAUCACUUUGAUUCAAAUCAAUCCACCUUGCCUGUAGACGCCCAAAGUCCUAAUGUAAAAGUUCCUUAAGAUCCUGAGGGCUUGUGUAUACUGCAUGCUAAAUCGGCACUGCUGUGAUCAAAGCAGCAGCAUCAAUUUAGUGGGUCUGGUGAAGAUGCGAUGAGUCGCUGGCAGAGCGCUCUCCUGUUGACUUAAUACUCUACCCUCCCUGAGAAGCGCAAUGUAACUUGCAUUGACUUCAGCAGCAGUGUAGACCAGGCCUAAAUUUCUGCCUCUGGGCAUGUGCACUGCAGGCAUCCAGACACCCAUCUCACUCCUAAGCCCCAGUGUAAUCCUCAAACUAGAUGGCGAUGGGCAGAGCAAUGCCUAUUCUAUUUCAAUUCCCCCCUGUGUCUGAUGAGGAGAGGGGGUUUGAACAGGGGUUUCCCAUCUCAGUGGGCUAUGGGAUAUUCCAAUGCGAGUCUCAAUCUCUUGUUGAUGCUGUUCCACUUUGUAUUAAAUAUUAAUUAGGCCACCGGGGGAGGAAAUUACUCUAUAGCCCAGUUAUCAGGGCAUUCAUGACAGAGGGAGGAGACCCCUAUUCAAAUCCCUUUUCCUUCUUGGAAAGCAGUGGGAAUUGACCCUGGUCUCCCACAUCUUACCCUAACCACUGCUGGCCUAACGGUUAUGAUGGAGGCCACCUCCUCCUCUCCCCCCAGUUGUUUUGUUUGGAGCUAGGCAGCAGACAUUCUUGAAAGAAACAGUUUAGGCACCUAAGCCACCUUCCUCUGAGAGGUUCCCAGUUGUGGCUUGUGAGCUGAGAUAGCUUAAACUUGGACUGGAGAGAGGCGCCUAUGCCCAACUCAUGAAGUUCAACAUCUAAGACACCCAUUAGAAGGGUGUAUCUCCCAUUGGCUAGCUUAGGCAGCUCACACCUAGCAUGCUGGCUUUUGUGGAUCCCAUUCACAAGCACCUAUAUCCCCCAUGCAUUAUAUAGGGAGCCAAGACCCUGACUCACGCUUUGUGGAUUCCAGUGAUUUUUUAGGCACCUUAAUGUUAGGCAUUGUGAUGCUUAAGUCCCUUGAGGAUCCAGGCCACAGUGUCUAGCACAGUGGAGCUCUGAUCCUGAUUAAGGCCCCUAUUCCCUCCUGCAAUCUGUUCAAUAAUAAUUAUUACUAAAUUAUAAUAGUAUGAGGCCAAAUAACCCCAUGGUUUCCAGCAAAAUUUCAAAAUAAAAUCUAUACUUCAAGGAAAUUUAUAUAUUUUUCAAAGGGCUGGACCAUUCAAAGUGAAUAAUGAAGUGCAGCCUUUAAAGUGCACAGUGAACCAAUUUUUAUCUAAAAUUGCUUGGAUCUGAUGCUAAGACAGGCAUAAUAAAUGAAUUUCUGGCCCCAUUUACAUCAAUAGGAGUUUUGACAUUGGAGCUAGGAUGUCACCUAAUUAAACCUUAAAGUUCAGAGAUGAUGCUGGUUCAAUCAAUGUAAUCUGAAGGCUCUCUUUCCCUAUGCAUAAAAAUGUUUAAAAGGUAAAUAUAAACUUUUUGGGGCAUCUAAUAGUUUGGUCAUAGUUAAUGUGUUACUUGGUUGAAUGAAAAAAUAGUUUUAUGUGGGAAAAAAUGUAGGUUUGUAAUAGUUCUGCUUUAAAUAUUUUCUCUCUAUUUUCAUAUAGGUGGAGUAAUCUUCACUAUCUUUUUGGAUCUAUUGCGUUACACCUAUAAGCAUAAUGUUUAGUAAAUGCUUUUAAGCACUCAUUUUGCAGUAGUGAUGUGGCAAACAAAGUCUGAAGAUCUCAUUCUACCUCUUCCUCCUAGCCUAUUUAAUCAUAAUCUAUCUCAAAUAAACUGUUUCAUAAUAUGAUGAAAGAAUAACAUUUGGAAAUAGCUAGUAUAAAUGUUUCGAUGGAAUCAUAAUUAUAUUUCUAGUAUUUACAUAACUUUAAUUUAUAUCCAGGAUAGGUUUCAUCACACACCUUAGGCAUUUAAGGGGAAUAGGAGCGAUACAUUACCUAUAAUUUGGCCUAGGCACACCUUUUUACACUAUUAUUAUUUGUUAAGCAUCAGUGUGUUUAGUACCGUACAACACUCAAAAUGCGGCAAGUCCCUGUUCAGACAAAAUUAUGUUCUAAACAUAUCAUGCAGACUAAUCCAAUUUUAGAAUGAAAUAAGGGGAUCUUGUGUUCUUAAUGCAGCUACACCCUUCAUGGUCAUCCCUAUAUGUCAAGAACUGAAAGUAUUGUAACAUAUAAUCAGGGUUUCGUGACCAGCUUUGCGAAAGCAAGUUACCUACAUACUGAUUAAAAAUAACUCGUUUUUAAAAAAGCAGUAAUACCCAGUGGUGAAUUCAGAGAGUUGGAAGUUGUUACUAACUCACUAUUUAAGGCGUUGGUCUCCUUGGUAUCGAUCAUACUUUAUGGGACUGCUGAAACUUUCUUAGAUGCAAAGAAAAUGCUUGCUCUAAAUUACAAGUUAUAUUUCAGUAAUUCUGGAAGUUUUUAUUUAAUGUUACAAAAUGUAAAAGACCUAUGAAUGUGUUCUGCUGAUCAGAAGCAUAGUUACUGUAUUUUGCUUUUAAGAACUGUCAAUUCUAAGAUUUUCACAGCCGUAAAUCACAAAGAGAAACAAGUUCAUGCUAAAGUGGCAAAAAAAUGUGAUCUAGCUUGUAAAUUGAUCAUUGUUUCAAUAAAGAAUUUUCACAGAGUA